UUAGUGUCGUCAAUGGGAAGCACGCGAGACGGUGGCAAAGCGAGUUACGGUCUACAUUGAAAACACCGCGGCUGCACCAUGCUCUCCAGGUCCAUCCCGUAUCUGUGGAUUACAGUUUGCCUUCAUUUAUUCUGUCAUGUAGACAGCGGGGAAGCGCAGAAUGCGAAGGAAGUGAUUCUGCUGGACUCCAAGGCACAGCAGACAGAACUGGAGUGGAUCUCCUAUCCUCCCAAUGGGUGGGAAGAGAUCAGCGGCUUGGACGAGAACUAUACUCCCAUUCGCACAUACCAGGUUUGCCAAGUCAUGGAGCCCAAUCAGAAUAAUUGGCUUCGGACUAACUGGAUAGAGAAGGGCAAUGCCCAGAGAAUUUUUGUGGAACUGAAGUUCACCUUGAGGGAUUGUAACAGCCUACCCGGUGUGGUGGGCACGUGCAAGGAGACGUUCAACUUGUAUUACCAGGAAACAGAUUCCGAGGUGGGCAGGAGCUUACGAGAGAACCAGUAUGUGAAAAUUGACACGAUCGCCGCGGAUGAAAGCUUCACCCAGGGUGACUUGGGCGAGAGGAAGAUGAAGCUGAAUACAGAAGUACGCAUAAUUGGCCCCCUGUCCAGGCGUGGCUUCUACCUGGCCUUCCAGGAUGUAGGGGCGUGCAUCGCUCUGGUCUCUGUCAAAGUGUAUUACAAGAAGUGCUGGUCUAUCAUCGAGAACCUGGCCACGUUCCCGGACACUGUGACGGGGUCGGAGUUCUCCUCGCUGGUGGAGGUCGAAGGCAUGUGCGUGAGCGACGCCGAGGAGGAGGCAGACAACUCUCCCAAGAUGCACUGCAGCGCCGAAGGGGAAUGGCUGGUGCCCAUUGGGAAAUGUAUAUGCAAGGCUGGAUUUCAUCAGAAGGGGGACGCGUGUGAACCGUGCGGCCGUGGUUUCUACAAGUCUUCCUCCCAGGAUCUUCAGUGCUCUCGCUGUCCGGCACACAGCUUCAACGACCGCGAGGGCUCCUGGCGCUGCGACUGUGAGGAUGGCUACUACCGAGCCCUCUCUGACCCUCCGUCUGUGGCCUGCACGAGACCUCCCUCAGCGCCACAGAACAUAGUCUACAACAUCAACCAGACCACCAUUAACCUGGAGUGGGGCCCGCCGGCUGACACGGGCGGCCGCAACGACGUCACCUACAGGGUUAUAUGCCGGCGUUGCAGCUGGGAACCAGAGGAGUGUGUUCCAUGUGGGCCCAAUGUGGGAUACUCUCCCGCGCAGUCAGGAUUAGUGGACACUUACGUGACCAUCGUGGACCUGCUCGCCCACGCCAACUACACUUUUGAGGUGGAGGCUGUCAACGGGGUGUCGGACCUGAGCCGCACACAGAGGCUGUUUGCAGCGGUUAGCAUCGCUACUGGUCAAGCAGCUCCGUCCCAGGUCAGCGAAGUCAUCAAGGAGAAAGUGCAGCAGCGCAGCAUCCAGCUCUCCUGGCAGGAGCCCCACCAACCCAAUGGCGUCAUCACAGAAUACGAGAUCAAAUACUACGAAAAAGAUCAGAAGGACCGAAUCUACUCCACGGUGAGGUCCAAGUCCACAUCAGCCACAGUGAACAACCUGAAGCCCAGCACUGCCUACGUGUUCCAGAUCAGGGCCUUCACAGAGGCAGGGUACGGCACCUAUGGGCCCAGAUUAGAGAUAACCACCAAGGAGGAGGCCACAGCUGCGAUUGUCUCCAGCGAGCAGAACCCCGUCAUCAUCAUCGCGGUGGUGGCCGUGGCGGGGACCAUCAUCCUGGUGUUCAUGGUGUUUGGCUUCAUCAUCGGGAGAAGGCACUGCGGGUACAGCAAAGCCGAUCAGGAGGGAGACGAGGAGCUCUACUUCCAGUUCAAAUUUCCAGGCACCAAAACCUACAUUGACCCUGAAACCUAUGAGGACCCAAACAGGGCUGUCCAUCAAUUUGCCAAGGAGCUGGAUGCCUCCUGCAUUAAAAUUGAGCGGGUUAUUGGAGCAGGAGAGUUCGGGGAGGUGUGCAGCGGUCGGCUCAAGCUGCCCGGGAAGCGGGAUGUGUCGGUCGCAAUCAAGACUUUAAAAGUGGGCUACACGGAGAAGCAGAGGCGGGACUUCCUGUGCGAGGCCAGCAUUAUGGGGCAGUUUGACCACCCCAACGUCGUCCAUCUGGAGGGAGUUGUCACAAGAGGAAAACCAGUGAUGAUUGUCAUCGAGUACAUGGAGAACGGCUCAUUAGAUGCUUUCCUCAGGAAACACGACGGUCAGUUCACAGUCAUCCAGUUGGUGGGGAUGCUGCGGGGCAUAGCGGCAGGGAUGAGAUACCUCUCUGAUAUGGGAUACGUCCAUCGAGAUCUGGCUGCACGAAACAUCCUCGUCAACAGCAACCUCGUAUGUAAAGUGUCGGACUUCGGCCUGUCAAGGGUGAUAGACGACGAUCCCGAGGCUGUCUACACAACAACUGGUGGCAAAAUACCUGUCCGAUGGACCGCGCCAGAAGCCAUACAGUAUCGUAAAUUCACCUCUGCAAGUGACGUGUGGAGUUAUGGCAUUGUCAUGUGGGAGGUCAUGUCCUAUGGGGAACGGCCUUACUGGGACAUGUCCAACCAAGACGUCAUAAAGGCAAUAGAGGAGGGCUACCGUCUUCCAGCCCCGAUGGACUGUCCACCAGGCCUGCAUCAGCUAAUGCUGGACUGCUGGCAGAAAGACAGAGCCGAACGUCCCAAAUUUGAUCAGAUAGUUGGCAUCCUUGAUAAGAUGAUCCGCAACCCUAACACCUUGAAAACCCCAGUGGGAACAUGUACAAGACCAAUUAGUCCACUGCUGGAUCAGAGCACACCAGACUUCACCGCUUUCCGCUCAGUGGGAGAGUGGCUGGAAGCCAUCAAGAUGGAGCGAUACAGAGACAACUUCACAGCAGCUGGCUACAGUUCCCUGGAAUCUGUGGCCAGGAUGUCAAUUGAGGACGUGAUGAGCUUGGGGAUCACGCUGGUGGGCCAUCAGAAAAAGAUUAUGAGCAGCAUACAGACUAUGAGAGCCCAGAUGCUGCAUCUCCACGGCACGGGUGUACAGGUGUGACGGACUGCGAAGGGGCCGCGUUGAGCAGGGUGAAAACAAAACAGAACUUAUCUGGAGCAGUGCCUGGGACGUAACCGGGAUAAUCGUCAAAGUAAACGGACAUCUGUUAUGUCUGACUCUUCCGGCUGUGUCUGGAGCGAAAUCAUUCCUGUGUUCCUCAGUGAAGGAUUGUGGUCCGCCUCUUCGAUGGACAAUUAAAGAGAGGAAAAGGGCAAAAUACAGCAACAAAAAAAAGAACCUACCUGGAGAAACGACUUCCUUUUUUGUUAUGUUUUUUAGAAGCGCUUAUGAAUUCAACCACAUAUCAAAUGGCGCAUAGGAAAGGAGUUUGACACUUAGGUUUCUUUAACUUAAUGAUUUAAGUGCACACCAUGGCUAUGGAUUUCCUUUAAAAUGAACAAAAAAAAAACUUGUCUACUUGCAGUGGUUUUACUUGUUCCUUUUUCUAAUUUGUUAAUUUUCUUUCCGUCUGCCACAGUGACAUGUUGUGGCCCAAACAGCGGUUGUUCUUUUAUCUUCUAUUUAGACUUGACAACAGGGUAAACUCUUUUAUCCAAACACAGAGGGAACUUUUUAGAUGCAGACUCAAAGGUACUUACGUGCUGACACAUGCUGGACUGUUUGAACUGUUUGCAGUGACUCGUGUUUUCCUUCAUGUGCUGUUGAAGUGAAAAUGGUAUCCUCACAUGCUUGUUUUCAGCCCGCAGGAGUGGGCUUUUGACGUGGUUUUCAACCUUUCAAAUUUUUGGAUUGAGUGUAACACAGAGGAGACGCAGGAGGCGAAUUGUACUUCAAAUCACCGGAUUUUUAUAACAGAGUAGCAAUAUCCUUUGUCUCGUGUUCACUACAGGAAAUGCAGAACAGUUAUUGAGUAGAAUGUGGCAGCACUGUUGAAAGAUUGUGUUAAAAUUGAAGCCACCGCAAAUUGUUUUGCCAUCAUUUUGCCUAAAAUGUUGCACACAGUGUUUGUUUUGGUGCAUUGUUUUAGCUGCAAAUACAAUUUUUAAGAGUGGAUACAAAAAAAGGUGUUGACGUAAUACUGCCUUAAAAUGUGUUAGAUUAAGUAUUGCCACUAUUUUAGGCACUUAAAUGGCAAUGCUUUAUGUGGUUCAUUUAAAGGGCGAACAAGCUCCCUACUUUUUUGUUUACCUUGUAGUGUGAUGUCUUUUUAUCUGGAACUUGAACUGGUGUAAUCAAGUGCACGGGAACGGUUCAAUGCCACGAGUGACACAGUCAGCGAAGAAGAGAUAGACUAAACAGAGCAAUAAUUACCAGGUAGAAAUGGUCCUCACCUGAGAUUUUUUUUAAGGUGCUAGGUUUUAUCGCAUGUGUGUGCUGUGCUGAGACAACCCCUUUGGAAAGAUUCAGUCACCGCUGGAAAGGAAAAGAACGUAACUCUUUGACAUAAAAGCGUUUUGGAAAGUGCUUGGAAAACUGCCGUGCCAAGUCAUCAAAUGAAAUAAUCAUGUCGUGUUUUGCCACUGUAAUACGCUAAACGUUUGAUGUAAAUCUAACAUGGCACGGAAAUGUUGAAUUGAGUGGCUGCGGAGAUGAAAGAGGCACCAUUCGAAACACUACAAAGGUGCCAAUUAGUCAUGCUGACAUCAUCUUCCAACACCCAAUGUGCCGCCCAGAAAUCAAAAAGCCCCUUCAGGGUUUGGGUCUGAAAAUGCGGGACCAGACGACGGAGCCCGAGUCAGACUGCGCUGUUAAAUCCCACUGUCCUGGCUCUGUAGGCGGCCCUGCAGCUUCCUUGUUUAUUCAUGCGUCUCUGCCGCUCAUCCCCUCACAGGCGUAGAUGUGACGGAACAUGCAUUAAAGUGUCUCUUAAGAUUGCUCCUCUUUUCUUCCAUACGGCUCUGCAGAAGAUGUGCUAAAAGCCAAUCAACCCAUUCGGUGCCAUCUGUCUCCACCUCAAAUGCAAGAAAAGAAGAAAGUUUCCAUGUAUAGGGUGUUUUAGUGCAGUACUCUUUGAUAAGAACAUGCAGUUAUUCAGCUGUCAUGUAAAGAGGAGUGGUGUUCACACGAGGAAACCAUUAUAACCAUUUUCUUUUACUGCAGCUGUAACCUGAGAGAUAAAUCUAUAUUUUCAAAGCUACGCUCACUUCUUUCAGCUUUUUGCAUCUCAAAUGCAUAGAAAAAGCAUAAUCCCACCAGGAAGCAACCUUGAGCCAUUAAACCAUUAGCAGCUUUCUCCAUGCCCUCCAUUGUCUGAGCAUCCACAUUAAGCCAGCCACAUUUGAGAAGACAUCUUUUUCUCUCCGUUUUGGCCCUCUGACCAGACUAAGGGUCUCCAAGGCGGAUAAAAAAAGGCAAGGAAAACUAGGAAGAUGUAAGCCCACCUAGACACUAUCAUUUGGGCAUAACCCUCAUUUUAAGCUGUCACCUCUAAAGGGGUAGCCAAUAGUCCUAAAACAAACUGUAUUAAAACACUGUAUAAAUGAUCACAGAAAGCAGGAGGUUGAACUAACUUUGUCUGUGCCACAGGCAGUUUCGUUGUUCGCCAAACGAUAGAAGACAGAGAUCUUAAAGGAAAUGACCUGAACAAGCUUAUGUGGAUGCAUGUCAUUGUUAGCCGUAAACUCUGUUUAAGUUAUCCAGCUUAGUCUGGACAUAGAUCCACUUUCACCUUUGUGAGGAGACACCAGGAAUUAGCCCUGACCAGCUCGGAAACCCCUGUGUCACACACACCCUCCCCCUUUAUCCAUACAGCAGAGCUCAGCAAUUGGGCCUUGGCCAGACCUUUGAAUUGAAUACUGGCAUAAAGUCAUUCUGUCAGCACAAAACUCCCCAGUUCACAGGCAGCACUCUCUCUCUCACCCCCACUCCCCCUCUCUGAUUUUAAAACCGGGCCCCUGGAGGCCUCUCACACCCCAGGGUAGAAUGCCUCUGUCCCCUUUUUUCCUGUGCUGGGGAAACAGCAGUUUGAGCCAAAUUGAGAUUAAGGCCAGGAUACAAUCGAUUCAGCGUCCAAAUCACCUGUAACCUUCAGCAACAAAAGUCACUUUACUGUCUGUUUCAGCUUGUUUCAUUCACAUUUUAAACUUCAGGUUGCUCAACUCUGGACAAAAAAAAAAAGUUUUGUUGUGCAAAAAACAAAAAAAAGAAUAAAAAAUGUAAAAAAGACAAAAAACCUGCAGGAUGUAGAGGGUCGGUUGGAAUCAGGAAUAGCAGAUAGAGUAUGAAGUUAUUUUUCAAAUCUUGUGGGUCAGCAGUUGGAAGUUAGUUUCACCACUUCGGCGAGGUGGUGGAUAAUUCCAAAGAGCGCAGCACUGUUGAUUGUGUCAGAAAGAGGAGAGAUUUGAGGGAAUCUUUGUAUAUGUUCUAAUUGUAAAACUUGUACAUUUUAUUUAUAUUGUUUUUUACACAUAUUACUCAGUAGAGAGCUCUGAAUACAUUGAAAAUGCACUAUAUUUUUCUAUCUUGCAGAUGAAUUAUUGUCACCCACAAGAUUUCAGUUGUACAUAAUUUUUUUCAUUUAGGACCAAAGACAGCUGAUAGGAUUUCCAUCUUUACUUUGACGUUGUUUUGAUUUGCCUUUUAGUUUGUUGUACAGUAAUAAAAUUGUCAAUUUAUUAUUUAUUUUUCUGUGAUGAAAGUAUUGAGAAUAUUCACUGGUCAAAAGUAUUUUCCCCAACAGCAGAAAUGUAAGAUCAUUUAAUUAGACAAUUUCUUGUUACAUAGACAAUUCUUUUUGCUUUGUAACCUUUGUAAUAGACUGUACAUAUAUUUUUGGAAAUAUAAUACAAUCUCUAUAGAA
Molecule: messenger RNA, 6817 nt
Organism: Morone saxatilis (striped sea-bass)
Lineage: Eukaryota; Metazoa; Chordata; Actinopteri; Moronidae
Gene: epha7
Product: eph receptor A7
Exons: 17
Coding region: 79-3057 (992 amino acids)
Biological process (GO): axon guidance; protein phosphorylation; cell surface receptor protein tyrosine kinase signaling pathway
Cellular component (GO): neuron projection; plasma membrane
Molecular function (GO): transmembrane-ephrin receptor activity; protein binding; ATP binding
Source: RefSeq, a predicted model, not a curated record